UUGAAUGAAUAAAGUUAAACAAACACUAAUUGAUGAUUAGAGCCACUAACUAUCUCUAGACUAGAAAAAUCGCAUCAAUUGUCUGAUUAAAAUAUUCCGCAUUUCACUCCAAUCACUCCCAUUUCUUUAUAUAAAGCUGCAAUGUAAUUAGAUAGUAAACAUCACAACAAGAAAUUCAAUGGCUUCAACAAACCAACCUCUGCUUCACAAAACAAAAUCCAACUGCAAAUUCAUCUUCUUCACCAUAUCCAUCUCUGCACUAGUUAUCUCAGCUGUUCUUCUUCUUCCCAAUCAGUAUCAGUCAAAUUCAAAAACUUCACACUUGUGCAGCCGUGCUCUAAAUCCCCAAUCAUGCCAAGAUUUCGUGUCCGAAGUUACUUCCGAUAAUAGCGCAAUCGCAAUUACACCGCAACAAGACGGCACCACUUUACUACAAAAGUUCUUGAUCAGGCAAGCUCAUCACAUGAGCAGAGCUAUCUCACAGACGAGGAAACUCAAGAAUCGUAUGAAUGCUCAAAUCGAACGAGGUGCUCUUGCCGAUUGUCUCCACCUAAUCGACCUUUCGAUUGAUCUCGUGCUCGAUUCGAUUCGAGACCUCAACAACGAAACUAGUGCUAUGUCUCGAGACAAUGCACGAGCUUGGCUUAGCGGUGUGCUCACUAAUCACGUCACGUGUUUCGAUGGGCUCGAUUCUUUCGAAAAACAAUAUUUAGGGGAAGUAAUUGAGGAUUUGAUCGAAAGGGCUAGUGCUUCUUUGGCUGUGUUUGCGGUGGCAGUAUCGAAGCUUGAUCACAACGAAGUGGAUAUUCCGUCUUUCGGGCAGAAUUAUAUGCCGUCAUGGAUUACGAAAGUGGAGAGGCAGCUGCUGCAGAGCACGGCGGAUGCUGUGGCAGCUGAUCUGACGGUGGCGGCAGAUGGGUCGGGGAAUUACAAGACUGUGGCGGAAGCGGUUGCGGCGGCGCCCGAUAAGAGCAAGAAACGGUAUGUGAUUUAUGUGAAGAAAGGGACUUAUAAGGAGAAUGUUGAAGUUGGUAAGAACAAGAAGAAUUUGAUGAUUAUCGGCGAUGGUAUGAACAACACCAUUAUUACCGGUGAUCUUAACGUUGCCGACGGCGCCACCACCUUCAAUUCCGCCACUCUAGCGGCGGUUGGAGAGGGUUUCAUAAUGCAGGACAUUUGCAUCCAGAACACGGCGGGGCCGGAGAAGCACCAGGCGGUGGCGCUGCGGGUGGGGGCGGACAAGUCCGUGAUAAACCGGUGCCGGAUCGACGCGUACCAGGACACGCUGUACACGCACUCGCUGCGGCAGUUCUACAGGGAGAGCUACGUCACGGGGACGGUGGACUUCAUCUUCGGCAACGCGGCGGUGGUGUUCCAGAAGUGCAAGCUGGUGGCGCGGAAGCCGAUGAAGAGCCAGAAGAACAUGGUGACGGCGCAGGGGCGGACCGACCCGAACCAGAACACGGGGACCUCGAUCCAGGACUGUGAGAUCAUUGCGAGUGCUGACCUGGCACCGGUGAAGGGUUCGUUCCCGACGUACCUAGGGCGGCCGUGGAAGGAGUACUCGAGGACGGUGGUGAUGCAGUCGACCAUCGGAGAUCUGAUCGAUCCGGCGGGGUGGGCGGAGUGGAGCGGCGAUUUUGCUCUGAAGACGCUGUACUACGGGGAGUAUAUGAACAAGGGAGGUGGUGCUGGGACAAGCAAAAGGGUGAAUUGGACUGGGUAUCAUGUGAUUACCGACGCGGCGGAGGCCACCAAGUUUACUGUCAAGGAGUUGAUUCAGGGCGGCGAUUGGUUGGGCUCCACCGGAGUUACUUUCACCGAGGGCUUGUAAAAACUCUGUUUAAUUUAAAGUUGCUUUGUGUGAGUAACACUGUGAUCUGAGCGCGUGGGGUUGACUUUUGUAAUACAUUCACUUUUAUAAUAUAUGAACAUUUUUGUAUAUUUGUCAA
This is a messenger RNA of Erythranthe guttata (spotted monkey flower), 1952 nucleotides long. Its product is annotated as pectinesterase. The record is from RefSeq and is a predicted model, not a curated record. Gene Ontology annotation, molecular function: enzyme inhibitor activity; pectinesterase activity. NCBI's taxonomy places the organism in Eukaryota, Viridiplantae, Streptophyta, Magnoliopsida, Lamiales, Phrymaceae. Gene Ontology annotation, biological process: cell wall modification.